This is a messenger RNA of Lotus japonicus, 2682 nucleotides long. Its product is annotated as 3-methyl-2-oxobutanoate hydroxymethyltransferase 2, mitochondrial-like. Gene Ontology annotation, biological process: pantothenate biosynthetic process. NCBI's taxonomy places the organism in Eukaryota, Viridiplantae, Streptophyta, Magnoliopsida, Fabales, Fabaceae. The record is from RefSeq and is a predicted model, not a curated record. The transcript is spliced from 10 exons. The coding region runs from base 869 to 1948 and encodes 359 amino acids. Gene Ontology annotation, molecular function: 3-methyl-2-oxobutanoate hydroxymethyltransferase activity; magnesium ion binding. Gene Ontology annotation, cellular component: mitochondrion.
UGUACCCAGAAACUCACUUCAAAUUUCAACUAUUCAAACUACCAUUUUUCUACAAGGAUUUCAUUUUUCAUCUCAUGCAUGAACAAAUUACAAAGCUCAAAUUUUUACUGUGCUACUGCACUAUUUUUUGGUUCUUGUGGUGACAAAGAAACUUGGGGCAUUUUACUACAUUUGCAGGAGUUUUCACUACAACAAUCAACCCUCAACACCAGAAAGUGACUGUCACAGGAAGCGUUGGUGUUGAGAUUCUGGGCCAGAACCCCACCAUCGAUUUCUCCCCCCUUCAACCUCAUCCUACCUAGAAACCCAGAAACUCAAUUCCCACUUUGUUCUUCAACUUCUUCCUCAUCUUCCUCCUUAAUCUCUCCCUCACCCAAUCCAGCAAGGGUGAACCCCAAAUCACCAUCAUCGAGCCAUUGUUUCUUAUUCUGCUUGGAAGAGGAAGAUGAAGAGGAUGUGGUGUUGGUAUUGAUGAGAUAAGGAGGUAUUUUGGCAAUUUGUCAUGUUAGAGGAGCAUUGGUUGUUGCUAUGAAUUUAGCUCCGAGGCACACCAUUCUACUAGAGGGACAAGAUUGAAGAGGAUGAAGAUUCACGAGAUAGCUCAAGUGAUAGGAGUUGUGAAACAUAUUAGUUAGCUCUCUCCAAUUUCUUGAUCCCGUGUCUGUUCACGCGCAAUCUUCCUCCGCCUCCUUCUAACUCUAACCUGUGCUUUUCUUCCCUGGGAGCUGAAAUCACAAGGACAAGGUGAAACUUUUGUUUGAUUCCACCGGAAUAGUCUUCGAUCAAUGUUGCUGAAGCAAAUAAGCUUCCUGAAAUGAAAGAGAAAGAAUCAAAGCAACAAGUAUCCCACAGGAAAAACUCAUAAAGAAUGGCGUGCAUUGUAGCUAAACGCAGAGCAACAACCCAAUGCUCCUCUCUUCUGAGGUGCAUUCGGAGCAUGAGCAACGUCCCUGAAAACACAGUGUACUCAGGACCCAUUUCCCAGAACUCGAACCAGAGAGUGACGCUGGCCCAGUUGAGGCAGAAGCACAAGAAGUCUGAACCCAUCUCCAUGGUCACUGCCUAUGAUUACCCUUCCGCAGUGCCUGUGGACAUGGCUGGCAUCGACAUCUGCCUCGUCGGUGAUUCCGCAGCCAUGGUGGUUCACGGUUACGACACCACCCUCCCCAUAACCAUUGAUGAAAUGCUUGUUCAUUGUCGUGCCGUUGCUCGUGGAGCCAAAACACCUCUUCUUGUUGGGGACUUACCUUUUGGAACCUAUGAAUGCAGCCCCAACCAGGCAGUGGAUGCUGCAGUUCGGAUUUUGAAAGAAGGGAGAAUGGAUGCCAUAAAAUUGGAAGGAGGGUCCCCUUCAAGAAUUGUUGCUGCAAAAGCUAUUGUUGAGGCUGGAAUAGCAGUGAUGGGGCAUGUUGGGCUUACUCCCCAGGCAAUUAGUGUUUUAGGGGGAUUUAGACCUCAAGGAAGGAAUGUUGCUAGUGCUGUCAAGGUUGUGGAGACGGCAUUGGCUUUACAAGAAGCAGGGUGCUUCUCGGUUGUUCUAGAAUGUGUGCCUGCACCUGUGGCUGCUGCAGCAACAGCAGCCCUUCAAAUUCCGACUAUCGGAAUUGGAGCUGGACCCUUUUGCAGUGGACAGGUACUAGUUUAUCAUGAUCUGCUUGGUAUGCUACAACACCCCCACCAUGCAAAGGUUACUCCAAAAUUUUGUAAGCAAUAUGCCCGUGUUGGAGAUGUCAUCACUAAAGCAUUAGUGGAGUAUAAGGAAGAUGUGAUAAAUGGUUCAUUUCCUGAUGCUCAGCAUAGCCCAUAUAAGAUUAGCGAAACAGAUGCUAAUGGUUUCUUGAAUGAGUUGCAAAGGUUAGGUUUUGACAAGGCAGCAUCUGCGGCUUCUGAUGCAGUUCAGAAAAUGGUAACAGCCAAGUCAAUUGGUGAAAGAACCUCAACAAAGUGAUUAUUUAGUAAAGCUACAUGAUAGCCCUUCUUUUCACUUGUUGUCCUUCAUUUUCUUUAAUGCCAGAAUAAUCGAAAGCCACAAUUGAACAGAAGUAGAGCACUUGACUUAGAUAGAUAGAUGCCAUUUUCUUGGGGCAGAUUUCUUUUCUUGUUUUUCCUCUUCUCCUUGUGAUAGUCAAGGUGGAAUGCAUGAAUCUAGAUAUGCCACAGUACAGAAACAUGUUUUUGCUAUCCAACAUCAUAUAUGGAGCCUCCAAAAUACCGAAGCCAAUAUCACUAAAGUAGUCCUACGUUUUGAAGCAUUGUAGCUGAGCAAACUGUUGGAAACUGACUGAGUAAACCCUUUCAUAUGUGGAAGCCCAUGUCUACUUCAUUCACUCACCACAAUGAUGUGGAUGGUAACAUGCUUGGAAUGUGUUGUUUACAGGUUCUUCUUCUUCUUUUUUCCUUCACAAGUUGUGCUUUUUUGGGUUGGAAUCUACUAAAGCUCGCAAAACCAAAUAUGCACUUGUGAAAAUUGCUUGUUCAAAUUUCAGAAAUAAUAGUUAGGUUUCGGUUUGGCAACACCUAGUUGAUAAGUUAGUUGAAAGCUAGAUGAUAGGUUGUACGCUAUCAGAAGGCUAAAAGAUGAAAAGCUAGCUGAUAUGAUCAUGGUUUUCUUAGUUUUAGAGAUUUUCUUAAUGAUUUUAUUGAAUGAAUAUCAUCAUAUGUGCUCUCUGAUCUUUAUUUUUA